GUGUUAUUAAAUCGUACAACCGACUUAGUAUUAAUAAUUUUUAGCGUAUACAUUUACUUUCUCAGCCCGAGAUUAUUUUGGUUGCCAUGGCAGUUCAGACAACGUUCUCAAGUACAUAAGCGUGUCCCCUGAAUCAACCUUGAACGAUAGUUGUGUGCUGCGCAAUCGCCAGAUAAUUUGCUAUCGUCCACUCCCCUGCGCUCGCUUUGCAUAACACGAUAGGCUCAAAUGGGGAACUUAGCUCAUAUAUUUUUUUAAACCAUAUUUUGCCGACAAGAGAUGGAAAACCAGACGUUAGCAAUGUCGCUGCUACGUGCUAGCAGUAGGUUUGCACACAGCGCGACUGCUCGCAUUGUAGUGUACGAUAACGGAUUUCAAGAAAGCGUUUUCGCAAUACACGACGUGGACGAUGUCAUCAAGACGCUGAAAGUAAAGAUUGUGUCGCGACAGUCGCGGAACGCGCGAUUGCUGGUGCUCGCGUCGAGUAAGCACCGCGUAUACUCGUAGUGUACGCUAUCUAUACUUAAGGAAGUAAUCACAAAACAGAGGCGUACAAGUGGCUCUGAAAAGCAGAUGUUCCUGCGUUUUUCACAGAGCACAGAAAACCAGGUGGUUUGAUUUCGCUCAGAAGCUGCAGUGUGUACAAGAAUGGAUAAGGCAGCAUCAUUUCCUUUGCCUCUAAACUACAUCCAACAAGAGUACAGCAAUUAUGCUUCUUGGAUGGCAUGGCUUUCUCAGGAACAAGUGCUGGAACUGGGUUGUGGUCCUGGCCUGAUAAGCCGACAAGUGCUACAGCCCUUGUGCGAGGCCCAUUUUGGCCGCCUUCUCGCAGUUGACAGAGCUUCAGAGGCCAUUCUCUAUGCUCAGCAGCACUCUUACCACAGGGACAUCACAUACCGUCAUGUUCCUGAUCUCCACACCAGUGUGCCAGUAGAGCUGCAAGGGGCAUUCAGCAAGCUCUUCCACUAUGGUGGAGCUUUGCCAUGCAGUGAAGUCAAUGGACUACGCCAAGCAUCAUUACUACUGGACAUUCAAGGCUGCUGUGUUUUGCUCCUACCCGUGCGUUGUUGUCUCUUUGACGUGCUCGAGCAGCUUUCAAGCAGUCCACGCUGGAAGGCCUACAUGCGAGAUGCAAUGCAUCUGGUACCACCUCAGAGCCACUGGCAGGAACCUGUGGAGACAUUUAGAAAAGAAGCAGAGCAAGCUGGCAUGGAAGUGAGAAAUGUUAAGCUUGACACCACGAAGGUUACCUUUAACAGCAGUAGCCAAUUUCAAGGAGCUGAAAGCCAGGCGAGUUGGUGCGGAUUCAUCAUGUUCACUUCGUUCUUGUCCUUUGUCUUUCUCUUGCACUGCAGUUAAUAAUGAUAAAGAGCCUCAAAUCCUCUGAAAAAAUUGGGGCUGUAUGACUACAAGGGUAUACGAAAUAUUUGCAUAAUUUCUGGAUAUGAAAAUGCAAAGGGUUAGAUAUAAUCUUGUAUGCCAGUUCAUGGUCUUUCCAUAGUUUUAUGUCAUUCACAUGAAUAAGCAUUGGCUGCUGAAGAGUGUAGCUUGUUUUUUGUAUACCCAGGGACAGUCAUGCUUUGAUAUCUCUAGGGUAAAAGAGAAAAAUAAUUUUUUUCUCACUGCCACUGAUCAGCUGGUCAUAGUGGUUCUAUCUCUAGAGAUACAAGAGUCUGGACUUAUGAAGAAUGCCGAAACAGUGGCUCUCUCCUGUGAAUGUAUCAGAGAGCCCUUGUACACAGCUAAAGGUAGAUUCACAUGAUGGACAGAAUCACAGUUCAUUUUGCAGACUAAGCAUAACAUGGUUCAGUGGCACUAAAUCGUGUAGCACAUAAGGGCACCACAGUUUAGCUGCUUGUGGUGCGACUCGGUGCCACUAAGCCACAUGACACUUGGGUCUACAGAAUGAAAAAUCGACUGUGUUUGUUGCACGAAUCUAUCUUUAGGAGAGCAGAGGACACUGGAGCACAGUUGGGGGUGCUCAAGCUAUUAUGGCGAAAAGCAGAUAGUUGCUUAAACUACAUAGUGCCAUUAAUUUUGCUUGUUUUAUGGAUAUACAAGGUAGAACAAACUAAGAAAGCUGGCAACACUUAAUUUUACAAGUUAUCAAUGUGUACCAAUGCACUGCUGCACUUAAUCUUUAAGCAAUUUUGGAAAAUAUGUGAUUUGUAUGUGCUAUGAAUAGGGACUGAGCACUGAUUAAAAUUUUCAAACCAGAUGAAUUGCUACCUUUUAUUAAAUUACUUGUUUAAAUAAUUGCUUGUGUUGAUUUACAUGCACAGCAUCUGAAGGAAAGAACAAAAACAUACACUGUUUUUAAAUAUGUUUUUUUAAAGCCAUUAGUGCUGUAGAUAUGGUGGUGUUUACAACUAAUUACCUAAUUUCUUCCCUUUGUUAGAACUUUAUGUUUACUGUUUUCAUCGCCACACUCUUUAAGCCAGCUGCUUGUCCAAAGUGAUAACCAUUCCCUUUGUUGUGUUGCACUAGGAAGAGUGCUUUCUUGAAUCUGAAGCCUACUUUCUUUGAAGUAAGUACUUGGUGAACUACAAAAGUAAACAUUUGGCUUAUUUGACUCAUAUGUCUGUAGCUCGAUGAAUGGUUAGAAAAAUUAAUUGCAAUUGACAUAUAUUACAAGGCUGGUCACUCAAUUUCUCAACUCUACUCUGAUCAUGUAAGUUUGCUUGGCUCCAUUCGGCUUUGCUAUGCAUAUGUAAAAAGAGACUUCACUGACAGCAAUGGCUUCACAUUCCCUAUAACUGUCUUUAUGGGCAUGAAAAAGUUCAGGAACCCUCAUUUGAGAACCACUGCAUUAAAGCAAUCUAUCCACUCAAAUAGAAAAAUGAACUAAUAAACAUAUUUAUUUAUUUAUUUAUUUAUUUACCCUCAAGGCCAAAGCCAUUGCAGAGAGGAGUGGUAAUAAAUACAAAUAUAAAGACAACAGCAAGAUAGAGAGAGCAGUAAUAACAAUUGAAAAUGGGCAUGUACUUAAACAGUGGUGCUUAGUGGCUCGCAAGAACGUUGGUUAUCAAUGAUUGAUGCAAUGUCAGCAGGAAGGUGUUUCCACUUGAUUGCUGUGCACGGAAGAAAAGAUUAGGAAAAUGUUUUCGUUUUACAAAAUGGAAUACCUAUCUUAUGGUGAUGAUCAAUGCGAUGGGACAUAUAUUACGGUGAUAGAAUAAAUUUGUUGUGAAGAACGGUAUGGUAGUAUAUCUUAUGAAAUAAGUUCGAGCAGCCAAUUUUUCUACGCGCUGCUAGAGAUGGAAGGGAAAGGCUGGCUUUCAUGGCUGUUAUGCUAGCAGUGCGAUUGUAGUUAGAAUGAAAUGAGUCGAGUUAUUCUGAACAAGUUCCAAGGCAAUGAUUAAUUUUACAUGCAUAGGAUCCCAUACAUAAGCAGCAUAUUCAACCUUUGGUCGUAUGAAGGUUUUAUAAAGUAUUAGUUUAAUGGAAGAAGGAAUGGUGGAAACUGUUUGACUUAGUGAGAAGCAAGUGCACUUCAGUAUAAAACUUAGUCAAUGGAUGUUCAAGUAUCCUUGAACAAGGUAAGAAAUUAAAAUUAUUUGAGAAAUUUGGUUGCAUAGAAGAACCCCUGUCUCAAAAUAAGGUGUAGUUCAGAUUUGUUUGAAUGUCCAUCAAAAGUCAAUGUUCAGUUUUAUUCUUAAUCGGGCAUCAUGCACUGCUAAUAGUUAUUCCACGUUCAAGGUAGUAACUUUUGCUCCUUUUCACUCGAAGUCAACAAAACAUUUUGGUCUUUAUAGCGUGUACAAACAUUUCCCCUCAUUCUUUAUUACUUCUUCAAAACAUUAUCUGUACUUGCUAAGGUAAUUGAAGUUGUCUUUUAAUGCUAGCAUACUUGGUAUAGUAGUGUUAACAUAAAUACCACUUUCAGUUUAUGCUAGUAGGGCAAGUAAUUUCAAUGAUGGGUCAUGUCAAAUAUGCUUCCAUCAGAGUUGUCUAGAAGCGAAGAAAGCUGCCAUUUCUGCUAUGUGCAGAGUUCCUCAGCUGGGCCAUCCCAUUCGUAGCACGCAUUCCAAUGGAAAACAGGCAGGCAUUCCUGGAUGAAGCAUUGGCAUUGAGUUUCGAGCGAGGUGUGCAAAUGACAUCGAGUGGCAAGCUCCAGCUUUCAAUCACACUCCUGAGUACCCUUUGCACUAAAGUGCGAAACAGUUGAUCUGAAUGAAGCGUGAGUAUUCUGCAAGGAGUGCUGGCUCUUUAAACAUGACACUCAGCUGAUGCUGGGAUCCUGGCGAUACUGUGCCAAGUACAGAAGGGAGACUACAUAUUUUGUGCCACCGUAAGCAGCCCUUAUGUUGUAUAUUUCUCAGCUCACUGAAACUGGCAGUGUGAGCCAAAUAUGCAGUUAAUUAUAAGCCAAGCAACCACAUUUUCUUUAGCCCUGGAAUUGCCUAACAUUGUUCCGUGUAACUCCUCUUUGAGUUCACUGUACCUGUGUUUGGUGCUGUACGGUGAUAAGUUUGUCCCCAGUGCAGCGUAAAAAGCCAUUUAUAUUGCCAGUAUCUUAUUUUAAAACUGUUUUGAGUUUAUUUUUAUGUGAUUGUACACUUUUCGUUUGAUAAUGGUUAGUUUGUUUCCUCAUUUAAUGUGACUGUGUACUGAAGUUCCAAUUGAUGCACAUACUUUUAUUUGGUGAAAUAAGUAUGUUUUUUCAAACUUAGUAUGUUGAAAGCCAGCCUAUUCAAACAUUAGGAAAUUGCCAAGAGAUACAGAUUAUAAUUAUGUACUACCAACUGAGCUUAAGGUUCUAAGAAGGACUUUUUGUACAAGUUGUGUCCAUACCACCAAAGCCCCAAGCUCAGCUCCUGCUGCUUAUGUGAAGAAACAAAAAGCAGCAUGAAUGAAAAGGAAACAGCAAGGCAGGAGAACUUGGGAGGUCAGCACCAAGAAGGGGGUAAUGGGUUGAGGAUGGUAGAUAUACGCAUUGGUGUAAUCUAUUGUGAGCUGCUGAUAAUAUUUGUACAGUAAUGGAAUGCUGACCUGGACUUAAACCUUUACUGAAAGUUGGAAUAAUAAAACUGACACAAUAGUUUGCAAACAAAGACAAUACCAACCAUGGUCUACAGCAAAUAUUGCAGACUCAGAUAGUCUAUACAGUCACCAAUUCCAAGCAUCAGUGCCGACUAUUAUGACAGCUCAAGGUGUUCAAAGUAAAUAAAUUACUAGUCUGAAAUUUGCAUAAAAGAAAGUUUUAUUCCUAACAUCAAACUGAUUUUUACAGUCCUGACAAGAUCAAAUAAGGGGGAUGACUGUAGAGUGCUAUGAAGUAGAACUAUUAUAAUCUAGUGGGCAUAGAAGCAGGAAGAAGAAAAAGGUUAGUCACUGAAACCAUGACAUUAGGAAACAGGUGAUUCACAUAAUGCAGUUUGUGCCAGAAAUUCAAAACAAUACGUAACCAUUGUUAAUCAACCCUGCUUUCUUGUUCUUUGUUUUAACACAGUCUCCCACAGUCAUUGAUCACUUUUUUUAAAAACUGUUGUGACCUAUUAGAGAUUCAUUUAUGUUUUGGCAUAACAUUACAUUUUACUGCUGUAAUGGUAUAUUUGCUAUCAUCACAGCAAAUAUCUUAAAUUUUUACGUAGUGCAGAAGCACUUUUACAUUUGUAACCUAACACGUUGCAGCUCAAGUUUACCAGUUUUGCACCUCCAUAGUGUGCUUCCAAUAAGGCUUAUGUUUUGAAUCUUAUAUAUCACAGCCUCAUAUAUUGAAUUGCUGCCUUUUUUUGAGCCCCGGUAUAUCACCAGAAAUCCCACAUAAAAGUAUGGGAACAUUAUAGUAGUAUAUCAAAGUGCCACUAAUGCACAUUUGAUAUAUCACACCAGGUCCUUCUUUGGCAGGCUGCCCGUGAGUACCUGUCUUGCUGCCUCCAUGAUCAGUUUUGACAGGUGGAGGCUGACUUAAAAUGACAGUGCGGCUACUCUGUCCGUAUCAUGUUGAGCUGCUGGUCAUGCAGCUCUAGCCACACGAGGCCUAAUAGCACAUAAUAAAGGGUUGGAGAGCUCAAAAACAAGUAUGGACAGAUAUGUCGGUGGCAGGUGCUUUGGACUAGGUGACUAGCCCAUGUGUACGCAGUGUUUAUGCAUUUCACUUGCGGUACUGCUUUAUUAAGGCCAGUUUUACCAGCUAACAUGAACCUAUGAUGUGUGAAUCAAGUUCCCCUAUCAGAGAUGAAAAAGUAUUUAUGUUAACACGUAAUCUUGACAGUAAAUUUCAGUACAUCAGGCUAUUUUGCGCUCCUCUCUAAUACAUUUAGAUUUGACUUAUUACUAUUCCUGCAAUCACAGUUAUGAUGAGGUAGCUUCCACCUACAAUGGUGAAUCUGCUGGUUGCCAUAGUCUAGUCAGGGUUAUAUAAUUAAAUUGUGAUGCCAAAUACUUAACAGGAGAGGCACCCUUGAAGUCUAUAACAGUAUGUUUUUGGAAGGGCAGUUCUCACCACUUUCAUAGCUUCUGCCAUUUGUACCACUGUGUAGUUUACAAUAGUUCACAUGGCAUGUUUCAUCAGUACUUUCUGCAUAGGUGCAUUCUGCAAGAACUACGCUCCUUAAAGCUGAAGUAGCUCAUAUGCAAGUUUGCACUUUGAAGCACUGGUAUUGUGGCUAUGGUUUGAUUGUUUUCAUAACCCUGUAAUUCAGGAAAAGGUGCAACAUAAUGUGAACUAAGUUGCAUGUUUACCCAGCUGUUUUUCCAUGAACUCUAAUUUUCAAGAGAUGUGAAAAUGAGAAAUAACACUAAUGCAAUGUAGAUGCAAUUUUGUCAAGGUCAUGUCAAAGCCUUAUAUUCUUGUAAAGAGGGGUAUUUUUCUAUGAUUGUCUACUUCAUUAAAUUUUAAGGAUUACUUUCCUGGACAAUCUCUUUUUUGUUUCUGUGGUUCCACAACCAAACCUGAAAUUUUUGGCCUAGAAAGCAUGCAUCACUAAUGACAUUUGCUUAUAUAGGCUAAACAUACUGUAGCAGCAUCAGUCACUCCUUUAUAACGGCUGUCUCUCUUAAUAUUGUGUAUAGUGCAUUGCACACAUUUAUAAGCAAUAUAUGUAUAAUUGGCCAUUUUGGUGCGUGUGCAGCUACAUUGAAACUCAAAAGUGGUCGUCACAACAGGAUCCAUUUCUUCUCAGUUAUUGAGUGAUAUCUAUGUGCUUCUGUGUUCAAAUAUUGAUGUUUUUAUGAAAUAUGUGACUUGCCUACUACCAAAAUUUUAAGUACUUGUCCAUUGAAAGUUAAUGCUAUAGGUUUGAAGUAGCUUUUAUCACAUGUUUGUAUGGUUGACUAACAGCAAACCUUGUCAUUGCAAAUGCUCAGUCCUUGUAUCUUUCUGCUUCCUUAUGAUCACAAUGUGUGUAAGAGAUGCUAUUGCAGAUAUAUAUAUUUUUUCUUUUACACAAAGCAGUUUGUUGCAAGUGUGCGAUAUUGUACUGAAAAUACAAUGUAACUGUGGCUACCUGUGAUUGAGCUCGCACUUAAAUCUUUGUUCAGAAGUGCUUGACAUGUGCAGAAUUGUUUUAAAAGUAGGCAUAAAAGACACAGCCAUGAGAGGGACAAAAAGAACCGCCAGAAACACCAUUUUCAUGUCUGUGUCUAUACGCCUGCUUUUAAAAUCAUGAAUGCUUACUAUCUUGUUAAGUUUUCUGUUGUUUUUGGAGUGGAAUAAAGCUGCUUUGAAAAGUU
This is a messenger RNA of Dermacentor andersoni, 7677 nucleotides long. RefSeq names its product juvenile hormone acid O-methyltransferase-like. The record is from RefSeq and is a predicted model, not a curated record. NCBI's taxonomy places the organism in Eukaryota, Metazoa, Arthropoda, Arachnida, Ixodida, Ixodidae.